AUGGCCCUCAACAUUUUGAUAGUUUCAUGCUGUGAUUGCUGCUCGCUGGGCACCUAUGAGUCACUUGAACAUGUGUUGGCUAUAUGGGAUAUUGUUGCGAAAGUUUGGGAUUUGGCUGAAACGGCUUUGGGUCUUCCCCGUCUAGCAUCUCGUUCGUGGUGGGCGAUGGUGAUGCACUGGUUCUCCUUUGCCAAAAAAUCUUCUCAGCGUGGUGUCCUUAUUGGUAUCCUUCCCUACAUUAUCACGUGGCGACUUUGGGUGCGACAUUGUAAGGCUAGGAUGGAGGAGUUUCUUGAACCAGUAGAGAGUGCACUUGAUAUUCUGUUUUGUAGUAUUAGGAGUCGAAGGGCAAAACUGAUUUAUUGGUUCAAACCAGCUGAGGGGUGGGUCAAGAUCAAUGUCGAAGGAAGUUGUAGAGGGAAUCCUGGGACUUGUGGAGGUGGCGGUGUGAUUCAAGACUAG
Messenger RNA from Carya illinoinensis, 462 nucleotides. RefSeq lists its product as uncharacterized. The transcript has 2 exons. NCBI's taxonomy places the organism in Eukaryota, Viridiplantae, Streptophyta, Magnoliopsida, Fagales, Juglandaceae. Bases 1 to 462 code for a protein of 153 amino acids. The record is from RefSeq and is a predicted model, not a curated record.